Molecule: messenger RNA, 303 nt
Organism: Trypanosoma grayi
Lineage: Eukaryota; Euglenozoa; Kinetoplastea; Trypanosomatida; Trypanosomatidae
Exons: 1
Coding region: 1-303 (100 amino acids)
Source: RefSeq, a predicted model, not a curated record
AUGAGCCAGGCUAGCUGGGUGAAGGAUCAGCUCCUCAAUCAGGGGGCGAAUCACUUCGUCAUCUUCUCAUCCCUAGGCCAGGUGCUGGAGAGCAGCGGGGACUUCCAGGAUCAGGAGAAGCAGCUGCUGGCGUAUACAAUAGUGCAGCAGGCCUCUGCUCUGCUAAAGUCUGGAGAGACACUGAAACGCAUCUCCAUGACAUUUGACGAUGUUGUAUACAUCGCCACAACAAUCACAACACAUGGUGAGAACCUUGGUAUCUUCGUAAAGAGACCUGCGGCUGAUGCGCUGACGUCAAUAUAA